Aspergillus fischeri NRRL 181 is the source of this 450-nucleotide messenger RNA. RefSeq lists its product as uncharacterized. The record is from RefSeq and is a predicted model, not a curated record. Lineage: Eukaryota; Fungi; Ascomycota; Eurotiomycetes; Eurotiales; Aspergillaceae. The transcript is spliced from 2 exons. The coding region runs from base 1 to 450 and encodes 149 amino acids.
AUGGCCUUGCUUUCGGCAGACUUUGACCGCUUACAUGACCUUCUUCGACUUGGAGACUCUAAGGACAUGAUUAGAGCAGUUAAAAGCUGGCUAUCUCGGCCUGAAAACAGUAAAUGGCUUCUGGGGUUCGAUAACGCUGAUGAUCUGGACACAGUACCACUUCAUAAGUUUUACCCGGCCGUGCACUGGGGUCGCAUUAUCAUCACCAGUCGUGACCAGGGGGUAAUUGGCAGCAUAGCCGAGAACGGCCAUAUUUUGGGUCCCCUGAGGGAAGGCGAUGCAGUGCAACUACUACUCGAAAAGUCGGGGAUCCAACACCCUACCGAAGCAAGGGAGCGGGAGUCCCCGGGCGCUGCCUCUUUGCUUCUUCUGUUCUCUUUUCUGGAACAGUCUUUGAUUCCGGAAAAUGCUCCUGCAUCGAGGCACUACUCCCCAAAGAAGAUGGAGUGA